Messenger RNA from Triticum urartu, 2962 nucleotides. Its product is annotated as respiratory burst oxidase homolog protein B. Gene Ontology annotation, cellular component: plasma membrane. The record is from RefSeq and is a predicted model, not a curated record. Gene Ontology annotation, molecular function: peroxidase activity; calcium ion binding; NAD(P)H oxidase H2O2-forming activity. NCBI's taxonomy places the organism in Eukaryota, Viridiplantae, Streptophyta, Magnoliopsida, Poales, Poaceae.
CGCGGUGUCAAUCUGUCGCGAGGCACACCAUCCAUCAUCACUAGUUAAUGCCCAGGCAAGGCAAUUUUGCUCCAGGCCUCCAGCCAAACACAAGCAGGCCCUGAGUACCAGGCAGCAGGUCAGGUCAGGUGGGCAAGUGACACUUGCAUCUGAAACAGCUCCAGACAACUCUCUUCUCUUCUUCUUCUUCCGGUGGAGUCCCGCGAAAUGCUCCAGGUUCCCGUCAGUGGCUCAAGAAAUCGCUCCCGGGUUUAAGGGAGCACAAAGGGAAAAUUGUCCUGGGGUUAGGUAAAAAAGAAGAAGGACAUGGCUGACAUUGAAGCUGGCGGCAAGCCAGCCACUGAGUCUGACACUGCAACAUUGAUCCCAAACAGUGGAAACCUAGAAGGUUCAAGCAAGGCCACAAAGACCUGCAGGUUCAAGGACGACGACGAGGUCGUCGAGAUCACGCUCGAUGUUCAGCGCGAUUCAGCGUCGGUCCAAGCUGUCAGGCCGGUGGCCGCGGAGGCUGCGGUGGCCGCCGCGAGGAAGAGAUAUGACAGAAGCAAGAGCACCGCUGCAGUGGCGCUCAAGGGCUUGCAGUUUGUGACGGCGAAAGUCGGCUCUGACGGCUGGGCCGCCGUGGAGAAGCGGUUCAACCACCUGCAGGUUGAUGGCGUCCUGCUCCGUUCCAGAUUUGGGAAAUGCAUUGGGAUGGACGGGUCCGACGAGUUUGCGGUGCAGAUGUUCGAUGCGUUGGCGAGGAAGAGAGGGAUCGUCAAGGAGGUGCUGACCAAGCCGGAGCUCAAAGAGUUCUGGGAGCAACUCAGUGAUCAGGGUUUCGACAACCGUCUCCAAACGUUCAUCGACAUGGUUGACAAAAAUGCCGAUGGGAGAAUCACAGUAGAGGAGGUCAAGGAGAUUAUCGCCCUCAGUGCAUCAGCAAACAAACUUUCCAAGAUCAAGGAGCGCGCUGAUGAGUACGCAGCACUCAUCAUGGAAGAGCUUGACCCUAAAAACUUGGGCUACAUAGAGCUCGAGAGCUUGGAGUCGCUCUUACUGCAGACACCAUCUGAAGCCGUUGCAAGAUCGACCAUCACCCACAGCUCCAAGCUCAGCAAAGCUCUUAGCAUGAGGCUCGCGCCUAGCAAGGACACAAGCCCACUUCGCCACUACUGGUUGCAGUUUACCUUCUUUGUAGAGGAGAACUGGAAGCGCAUAUGGGUCGCGGCUCUCUGGAUCUCCAUCUGCAUAGCCCUUUUCGUUUGGAAGUUCAUCCAGUACCGCAACCGAGCUGUAUUUAACAUCAUGGGCUACUGUGUGGCCACUGCAAAGGGUGCCGCCGAGACCCUGAAAUUCAAUAUGGCCCUCGUCCUUUUUCCUGUCUGCCGAAAUACAAUCACUUGGAUCCGAUCGAAGACAAAGAUUGGAGCUGUUGUACCCUUCAAUGACAACAUAAACUUCCACAAGGUAAUAGCAGCAGGGGUUGCAGUUGGUGUAGUUUUGCAUGCAGGUGCCCAUCUGACAUGUGAUUUUCCUCUCCUGCUCCAUGCAAGUGAUGCAAAAUACGAACCAAUGAAGCCUUUCUUUGGGGAGACAAGGCCACCAAAUUACUGGUGGUUUGUAAAAGGAACUGCGGGGUGGACAGGUAUUGUCAUGGUAGUGCUCAUGUCAAUAUCCUUUGUGUUAGCCCAGCCAUGGUUCCGACGUAACAAGCUCAAGGACACUAAUCCACUCAAGAAGAUGACUGGUUUCAAUGCCUUCUGGUUUACACACCACCUGUUUGCUAUUGUGUAUGCACUGCUCAUCGUACACGGAACAAGUCUGUAUCUGACCAAGGAGUGGUACAAGAAAACGACAUGGAUGUAUAUCGCUUAUCCUGUCUUCCUAUAUUCAUGCGAGCGCAUCGUUCGGUUAUUCAGGAGACAUGAUUCAGUUAAGAUUCAGAAGGUUGCGGUAUAUCCUGGGAAUGUGUUGGCUCUUUAUAUGUCCAAGCCACCUGGUUUCAAAUACCGGAGUGGGCAGUACAUCUUCAUAAAUUGCGGCGCUGUAUCUCCAUAUGAAUGGCAUCCAUUUUCCGUUACAUCGGCACCAGGAGAUAAUUACCUCAGUGUCCACAUUCGCACAAGGGGUGAUUGGACUUCUCGGCUUAGGACUGUCUUCUCUGAGGCGUGUCGGCCUCCCACUGAUGGAGAAAGUGGACUCCUUAGAGCUGACCUCUCCGUGGGAAUCACUGACAGCAACGCAAGAUUCCCUAAACUUAUGAUCGAUGGACCAUAUGGUGCUCCAGCACAAGAUUACCGGGAAUACGAUGUGCUGCUGCUCAUCGGACUUGGCAUCGGAGCCACCCCUUUGAUCAGCAUUGUGAAGGAUGUGCUUAACCACAUCCAGCGUGGGGGAUCGGUUGGCGGAACAGAGCCGGAGGGCAGUAGCAAGGGAAAGAAGAAACCAUUCAUGACCAAGAGGGCCUACUCCUACUGGGUCACAAGAGAGGAAGGCUCCUUUGAAUGGUUCAGAGGGGUGAUGAACGAGGUGGCCGAGAAGGACAAGGAUGGGGUGAUUGAGCUCCACAACCACUGCUCGAGCGUGUAUCAGGAGGGCGAUGCUCGUUCCGCGCUCAUCGUCAUGCUCCAGGAACUCAACCAUGCCAAGAAGGGGGUUGAUAUUCUGUCCGGGACCAGCGUCAAGACCCACUUUGCCAGGCCUAAUUGGCGAAGCGUCUUCAAGCGUAUCGCGGUCAACCAUGAGAACCAACGCGUUGGGGUUUUCUACUGCGGCGAGCCUGUUCUUGUGGCGCAGCUGCGGCAGCUGUCGGCAGACUUCACCCACAAUACAAACACAAAGUUUGACUUCCACAAGGAGAAUUUCUAAUUAUAUAUACUAUAUGUAGCUGAUGUAAGAGCAUGUCUAUGUAUGGUCUGCAACAUAAUAAGGUACAGAAAUAGUAAUACAGGUUUUCAUUUGGACCGGUUUAGACACUUUA